AUGAUUUCACGUUCAAAUGUGUUCCAAACUUUGGUUCAGCGUUUAGGACCACUGUUUUCAAAAUUGAUUACAAAAUUCACGAAUUUUCCAGCAAUGUCUUCCAAUUCAUCUACUUCUGCUAAUAAUACUUUAAAAGAUAGUUCCAAGUUAGAAUUGCUCACUGCCCUUAGGUCGCUCGAAUCAUAUGCUAUAAAUACUAAAAAGACCAACGACAGAAGGCGUAAACUAUUCAAGUUAAUGACAUGGAGACAACAGAAAUUGUGUGAAGACGUCGGCUAUUUGCAGAAGUUGAAGAGAAUCGAUGUUUCGGUUCAGAUGAACCAGUUCUUUCUCAAGGCUGUAUCUAAGCACUCUUUCGAAACAUUUGGCUUGUCUUUUCAGGACUAUCACCUACUCAAGGAUCAUGACAGUCCGACCCAGACUUCGUCUUCUAACUAUCGUGUUAUCGAGUCCCUUGGCCAUUUUACUCGUGACUGGACAGCAGAAGGAGAAGUUGAGAUAAAACCAGUAUGGGACUAUGUUAGAACUCAGGUAGAUAAGUUGGUCAAGCCUCAGGAUAGAGCUAAAACAUGUGUUGUAGUUCCAGGCUCAGGUUUAGGUCGUAUAGCCCAUGAAUUAGCGUCUUAUGGUUCUGAAACAGAAAGAUUUGGUGCUGUUCACGCUAUAGAAUACUCGGGACUUAUGCAUAUCUGUAAUAGAUUCAUGUAUUCUUCGCCUGAAAAUAGUUCUCAAUCUAAGAACUAUGAAAUCUAUCCAUAUGUCCAUAGCUGUUCCAACUUUUACGAUUCUCAAUCCCAGUUUAAGUCUCUGCACUUUUCUACGAUGAACCAGCCAAAGAAUUUGCACUUGAAUCAUGAAGAUUUCCGCUACUUUAGUUUACAAAAUAACUACGAGAAUAUUGUCGUGGUUUCAGUCUUCUUCAUGGACACGGCAGAGAAUUUAGUAGACUACAUGGAUGCCAUCCAAAGUCUCACUGUUCCAAGCAAGAAGAACGGAGUCAAGAACGGCUACUGGAUCAACGUAGGACCCUUGAAGUACGGAAGUGCAGCUCAAGUAGAAUUGAAUGCUGACGAGUUUGCCUUGCUUAGAAAGGGCAUGGGCUGGAAAGACGUCGAUAACGUGAAAACUGUACAAGAACCAAACAAAUAUGGCGAGAAUGGUUUGGUUGGAUAUAUUACCCAUCGCGAAAGUAUGUGGCAGGGGUACUAUGGCUUGAACAUGUAUACCAGUGUCCGAAGCGAAAACACUUGUAAAUAG
Scheffersomyces stipitis CBS 6054 is the source of this 1257-nucleotide messenger RNA. RefSeq lists its product as uncharacterized. The record is from RefSeq and is a predicted model, not a curated record. Bases 1 to 1257 code for a protein of 418 amino acids. The transcript has a single exon. Gene Ontology annotation, molecular function: S-adenosylmethionine-dependent methyltransferase activity. NCBI's taxonomy places the organism in Eukaryota, Fungi, Ascomycota, Pichiomycetes, Serinales, Debaryomycetaceae.